Messenger RNA from Lottia gigantea (owl limpet), 795 nucleotides. RefSeq lists its product as hypothetical. Lineage: Eukaryota; Metazoa; Mollusca; Gastropoda; Lottiidae. The transcript has 3 exons. Bases 1 to 795 code for a protein of 264 amino acids. The record is from RefSeq and is a predicted model, not a curated record.
AUGGAUGUGGAACUUGCUACGAUAUCGUUAUCUGAAUCACACUCCGAGGUUAUAUCAUACCCUUCACCUGGAUCUGGUUUGUCUUUUCUCUGCGGUUGUGUGUCAGCUACGCAAUAUAAUAAAAUCAUAACAAUAACGUGUUAUGAAGGUGAUGUCAUCCAAAUGGAACCAAACGGUUAUACAAUGAGAGACGAUACCAGCCGUAACAACUACUUUGAAUGUGGCAGUCGGAAUCACGGUUCAUGUAAAUCCGACUUUACUACAAUAUCAUAUACAUCUAUCCAUAUUAAAAAACGAUCAUUCACUUAUUUUUCUGGACGAAGAACUUUAUACGUAAAAGAUCGCAUGGAAAUUUAUAAGAAAUGUACUCUUCAGAAAUCAUGUGAUAUAAUGAUUGCCGGAGUACAACAGGACCAAGAAAGAUUGGUGAAUUAUCCGUACUACUGUCAUUCUGCUAAUUCACUACAUGAUAUAUCAGUAAAAGUUGAAAGAUCAAAGAAGGGUAUUUUAUAUUUUACUGGUAAGAAGUUUAUAGGACAGAAGAUUGAUUGUGACUGUUCUGUCACUCGUUCCACUGAGAUUAAUGUGGAAAUUUUUUUUAUUCAUUUAAAACCACACACCUGCUCCAAUGUGAAAAUAUUCACGACCAAACGACGAGUGCUUCGUUGUUCUAGAAAUGAUACUAUAUUAUUACAUAUGGAGGAAUUUAAAUCGACACAUUUUAAACUGGAGAUACGAGGAAUGGAACCAGAUGGAGAAGAUGUUAUAUUUUUGAAAGUAGGGGGUAAGGCUUGA